AAAGACCACACAAGACCACAUGUUGUUUACUCUGGGCUGAUUAUUCACGUUAUGAGCAGCCAAAAGCAGAGACUGUUUUCCCCUAAGUUCUGAAAGUGUAAUUCCAUCAAACCAAUGGUUGUCUUUGUUUUAAUAAAAUACAUUCAAGAAGGGAUGAUGUCUCCCCACUGAGAUAUAAAUGCCUGCACUUGAAAAAUACCUCCCCUCCGGUUUCUUUUAGCAUUUGCAAGCAAGUCGCCCCUGCUGAAACAUCUACGUGUUACUAAGUUUCUUUGCUUUGGCAUUACUUUUAAAAAUUAACUUGAGGAGUUAGUUUGGAUUCCUUUGAUCAACCUUGCUGUUGCGCUGUGGAGGUGUGCCCUCUCCCUGCUUUGUGUCCAGCACCCAGCACAGGGGGAGUUUUCCGUGGGAUGGUGUGGCUGUGGACCCUGUGGGGAACACAGCAGCGGUUCCCAGAGGCUGCACGUUUUCUGUAUCUGCAGUUUGAUGCCACCCGCACCCACAGGGUGCACCUGAUCUGCUGGGAAAUGCCAGGAGGGCUUCUCCUUGAGCUUUUCCAGGUGUCCCAGAGCUCUUUAGAAGGUGUGAGGGACUGUUACAUCGAUCAGGGUCCUGGUAAUGGCAGAUUACAUCAUUUGAGCUCCAUCGGUUGUCCACAUGAGGCUGGAUUGUAACUGCUUGUGUUAACUGAAAGAAAUGGAGCUUUUCUAUCAGUUGAGAAGGAAGAAAUCCUGUUCUGUUAAAGCUGUGUACAACACAUUCUCUGCAUUAGGCAUUUAGGGACUCAUCCUCUGCACGCUCACAGCUGUGGCUCCGUGGAUUGAUACAGAAACACAGGAACAGAUCUCAGCUCAUUUUCAGGAAUCAUCUUAACUUCUUGUAUCCGGGGGACUAAAGGGGAAAUCCAGCCCUUACAGGAACCAAAGGCAAACUGCUGAUGGGUUCAUGAGUUAAGAGUGGGAGUUUGGCCUCGGGUUUCAGAAAUCACAUCUUUGUGCUUUCCCUCCUUUCCUUUGCAGAAUCCCUCCCGUCGGAGAGGAUGCGUGUGCUGCCAUUGCUGCUUUUGUGUGCUUUGUCCUCUUUGCUGCACACCUGAGGUUCAUCCAACCGAUGCUGUUUGCCCCCCCACAUUGCUAUUUUGCGCCUUGUGUUGUGUUUUCCAAAGCAGACUUUUGUAAUAAUAAAAUACAAAUAGCUGUUCUGAGUAUUUUUAUGCUCUAAAAGUGAGUACAGUCAACAGAUGCCAAGAUGUAAUAAAUCAAACUGAAGAGCUGUCUUAGUUGCUUCAGCUUGAAAAGGAACUGCUGUAGAAAAAGGCAGUGAUGAAAUCUAAACUGCAUUUGCAAUCCCGUGAAGAUUCAGGUCAACAGGGUUGAGAGCAGAAAUUAAUGAAGUGCGAUGUUUGCUGCAACAGCCACAGUAAAUGUGGAGGUUUCACAACAGAAACUCAAAGGGAGUAUUACAAAUGCACAUGAUGCUGAGUGCCUGAUGUUGGCCCAAGGGCCUUGAACAUUAGAGGGAGAGAGGGUUCCACAUCUGGUAUCCAUGUGAAAGUGAAACAUCCCGUAUGUGCUGAAGGUCAGGGUGACCUGGGAUGCUACGCUGAGAUGGCUGUGAAACAGCAUGGGCCGCUCCUCACUCUGUGGACAAAUUUUCCAGGAUAGGAAAAAAUAAUAACGAAUUAAAAUGUGGCUUGUUUCUGUCAGCCUGCAAGUGCUUUCACUUCAGCUGGACUCAGUGCUUUCUCAGCGGCACUAUCUGUCCCUUUCAUCUCUGCUCUGCGCUGACUUCUGGGAGAGGAGAGCAAACUUCCCUCUGCAUCUGUUUGUCUCCUUGGCAGAGAUGGAAGAUCACUGUGACACUUGUACUCUUUACUGUACGCUGUCGCCAGUUCCUAAAGGGAUCUAAUUGCUUUUGUGGUAAAUGUCAUGAUGGUCUCCCUCCCUUUUUUUCAAUCUCUUUUGAAUGCUCUGUAUUCAACCCUGGCCUCAAGAGCAGUGUUAGUAGAUUGCUGUGAAAUGCCCAUUAUAUACUGGCAGGUACUUUAAUCUCAAGGCAGACACCGCGACACAGUCCGUGCAGGCAGCCAGGCUGGUACUUUGCUCUGUAUUAGCAGUUUUAUUCUUCGCACUUACCAAAAUCCCGCUGGAUUCAGUGGGAGUUCUGGGCAUGCAUCUUAGACAGAACUCACCUAAAUGUUGGGGGCUUUACCCUUUCUCUAUGUCUGGAAAUGAAAACUGCAAUGCUGCAGUUUAGUAAGACUAAGCAACAACUGUCUCCUUGACUUCGGAAUCUGUGGUUUCCCCAAGGGUUAAAUUUUUGUCUGUUUGUUUUCUUUCUCAAAUUCUUCCAGGUGUGGUGGACUUUGAGAACUCCACAGUGCAGGGGAGGUCACUGGGUGUGUGAACCCUGCCCCAUUCAUUUCUUGAGACAGCAUCCCGCUCCCCUCUUCUUCUUGGUUUCCAAGUAUUAUUUUCAAAAAAGCCCGAAGCGAAAUGACGGAGCUGUGGUGAGCUUCCACACGCCCAGCAGAACUGAGAAGCAGAGAGAGAGUAACCAGGGGGAGAUGUGAGCUUGCACAAGGGACAGCAGGUAGUGGGGUGGCAGCUCCUUGUGAAGAAGGCAACAGGGUCCCAACUAAAGCGAACGCAACCUGGCAGGAUGUUUCCCCGGCGCGAGGGAAUGAACAUUUGCUUUCGUAUUUGGACUUCAGCUGCGGUGAACUGGAUACCCAGGCAUUUAUCAAAGACCUUGAAUUUCUGUUCUGUACUCAGGGGAAGGUUCAAGUCAAGCACUCAAAUGUUUUCAGUGGUUUUAUCCCCUUUAUUUCUUAUGCUUCUCAAUUAAUGGCAUAUGCAGAGUUUCUCAGAUCAUGAGGAAUCUUAAAAUGCACAAAAAAAGAAAACUGAGGAGAGAUCUUCAUGCUGUGUGCAGAGGAAUUUUUCAAAAAUCCUCUAAAUGUUCAUUCAUGUCCUUUCACCCACAAUUCUUUUUUGUUAGAAGCCUUCUCUAAUGUAAAUCAACGUGCUAAUUCUGAGCCGAUUAGAGUCAGAGUCAGUUCAGAGAGAAGGUGAAUGUUCCUUCAUAAGGUGUCUUUCCAUAACUGGAAGAGUAAGCACCAUGUGUUCACUGAAGAAACAGAAAUUUGUAUUUGGGUUUGUGAGGGAAUUUCUUCUAGAUACUGCUAAUCAAUUUAGAGGGGUUUGGUUUAUUUUUUUAAUGGCAUCCAAAAUUUGUUACAUUGUUAAAUAUUUUAAAUCCCAAAUAGAAUUAAAUAUGUUGAACAUGGUUGAUCAUGUACAGUGUAAUUGAAUCUAACAUUUGACACUGACAGCAAAGACAGCUUGUAAGUUAUUUUGUUUUUAAAGAUAAUGCAUCCAACAGAUAAUUCUGUUUGGAAAAAAAGGAAAAAUUAAAAAAAGAAUUUUCAAAUCAAGCAUACCUGCAUCUUCUGUGCCACAUCCAUGGAAAAAGGUAAUGUAAUAUGAAGUAUAAGUUUCAUUUUGCUGUAUAGAAAUAUAUAUUGAUAAUAUAACUUUGUAACAUGUCUCAGCUACAGGUAAGAGAAUUGAGAAUGUGACAAGUUUGGACUCAGACUCUCAUAUCAGCCACUGAAAAAUCUUUAUUUUAAAAUGUAAUUUAUUGUUAUUGCUCUCAUAAAAGUAACCUGUUUCCACUCUAUUUGCUUCCAAUCACUCAUAGCUUUCUGAAUUCAGUUUAGGGGUUGAAAAGAAAUGCUUAUUCCAAAAUUCCAAGGCUCCCACAAUACAUGCCUUACAGUAAAUGCUAAAUUUAGGGUAAACUGUUAUUACAAGUAUCAUUACAAGUUGCUUGUCAUCUCUCCGGAUCAGACACCAAUUUGCCUUACAGAUCUUUAUUGUGUGCUUGGGGGGCAAUUGCAAUACUCUGGACGUGACUUCUGGGCAAUCUCUUGCCACUGCUAGCUGAGAGUGUGAGAGAACCUGGGGUGUCUGGUGCUUCUGAACCCCCUAUUUGCUGCUAUUGAUAAAAAUGGAGGGUUUUGCUGCUUUGGGUGCAGGGAACACCUGAGAAACUUGAAGUUUCAUAAUAUGGGGAUCUGCUAUGAAGGUUAAAUGAAAUUUGAAUUAAAGCAAACCAAAUGCUAAAGUUGGAAAGAAAGCUGAUACGUGCACCUUCUAGACUUACAUUUGCAAGUUUUCACUAAUGAAGGUUGUAAAACAGAGCUGAGUGUUUUACUAAGUUUUUCACAGUUAAUAACUGGGCAGGGUGUUACUUCCAUUUGGUAUCCAGAUGGUAAUAUGGUAUAUUGUGGAUGACACUGAGAAAAUUGCCUUCCUCUAGAAAUUGCCUGUGUGAAGUAUAUUAAAAAAAUGUCACUUAUUUCUGCAGUAUGGAAAAUAGGGAAGAGUGAUGGAAAAUGACACUGAGCUGUGUAAGAAUUGCUCAGAUGCCAGCCCAGCCAUGUGGUAAUGCUGUCAUGCUUAUGAGCACGAUUGUUAUUACCAUUUCAGGUAGUCAUCUGCGAGUGCUUUACUGUGCUGUACCCUCACAGCAUGUGUAAUUGGCUUCGCUGAAAAUUGACUCUGGGUUGCACAGAACUUGGAAGGAGCAGGCACCGUUCCUGAUCUGACACCCGCUCUAGCUGUUAAGAGUUCAGUGGGUUGAACUGCAAUCCUUCAAGUUCAUCUGUUGACUCCAACACAAAACUAUUAUAAACUGUGCCUCUAAAACACGUGAUGAAACAUUUCUUGAGAGCUAUUUAUUCCAACUGCAGCAGAGGAAAGUUUUCAGAACACCCGGCAUUUGGUAGAGGAAAGGUCUCUUGAGCUUUGCUAAAGGAGGAAUUAUUUGCAUACCAACGCUUUAGCUGUGGUAAAACACUUUCCAUGCCGAAAAUGGACCAUGCAAACAUGACCCAAGCCAUGCUUGAUGCUGAAUCCCGCAACAUGGAGAAGAGCAACAGCAAUGAGUAUUUUUACAUUCUGAUCGUCAUGUCUUUCUACGGGAUCUUCCUGAUAGGGAUAAUGCUGGGCUACAUGAAAUCCAAAAGAAAAGAGAAGUCGUCCAAUUUGCUUCUGCUCUACAAAGAUGAGGAGAGAGAAUGGGGGGAAGCUGUGAAGCCUCUACCAACCAUCUCGGGGCUGAAGUCUGUGCAGAUCCCCAUGAUGCUGAACAUGCUGCAGGAGAGUAUGGUGCCUUCCCUGUCCUGUGCCAUCUGCUCGAUGGAAGGCAGCAGCGUGAGCUCCGAAUCCUCCUCCCCAGACGUGCACUUCACCAUCCAGGAGGAAGUGCUGGAUGCUGAACUGGGGGAAGUGUCAGAAACGCUCCUCAACGAGAGCAGCGAGGGAUCUGCGGAAAACAUCCACAAGAACUCCUAGCACUCGCAGGGCUCCCUUGGUCAGCUGCCCAAGCGUGAGAGGAGCUCCCACUAAGAACUUGUGGUUCUACUUUCCUGCUCUCCGAUGAACUCUCAACAGGUAUCUUUGCCCCCGGGCCUGAGGUGCUCCUGAGAGCUGGCAGGACAAGGAAGCAGUGGUACCUAACACCAAAGUGUAACUUGCACAUAAUUGGGAUGCUUAAUUUUACUUUUUCCAUUGUUAUUUCUUACCAUAAGAGCUAAGAACAAGGAGAAUAUAUAUAUAUAUUUUCUAACAAGGUAACUAUUACUGGCAUGUCUCUGCAUGUUUCAGAAGUCUGCAAAUAUCUGGGAAAUGUUUAGGGAAGUUCCCUAAUGUAAUGCCUGGUUGUUAAAGAUGAUGGAUGAUGCUCAUUCACGCAAAACUGUGACAGGUUAGAAGUACUCUUCCUGUGUUUUUCUUAUAACAAACCACAGCCAACAGCAGAUUUGCUCAAUGAGGCCUCGAAAGCUGAAAAUUUGUCGAUUCUGUAGUUGAAGGGGGAUUGCAGCAUGGCUGGAGACUGAAUUUAGGCAAAGUAAAAAUGACAGAAAAAAUAAAUAAUGAAAAAAAAAAAAGAGGUAAGUAGUUUCUAGGAGGUUUGUAAAGCCCAAUUUCAGAUCCAUGCCACUAUAUUUAUCUUUGCUUAAGUUGUACCUGUACUGGCUGGGUCAGGUUCACUAAUUUCUGCUGCAACCUGGUCUUUGACUGAGUUACCAGUAGGAAAAGUGGUUUAAUUUUUUGCUUUUGUAUUUUUUUUAGAGACACGUACAUUUGAUCACUAAAGGCAAAGAUCUGAAAGUUAAAAAAGAUCUUUGUUACAAGGUGUAAAACAUAGAAAGGCUUGAACACAUGCUGCUCUGUUACGCCCCCUUGGAAAAAUAGGUGGGAUUCAGGAUAGAAUUUAACCUCAGCAAGGGUGAAAUCCCGGCCCCACUGAAGUCAUCAGCUGAGUCCUCUGGACUUCAGGGGACACACACAAGAUUUUGUGCUUCUCUGUUGGAGUUAAAUUCUCCAUUUGAGGUCAGUAAAACUGUACUCAUUUACAACAUUGAAGAAUCUGGCCUUCGUGCUCUGUUUAAGCCAGUGUAGAUAAACAUUGCAUUACAUCCUUUUUUUUUUUUUUUUUUUCAAACAGCUCACAUGUGACACAUGCAUUUCUACAAAGUCAUUAGUAACUAGUUUUUAAAACCACCACAGUCUUCCCCUCCUAGUUUAAUGGUACUGUGAUUUUUUUUCAAAUGUUCAUGAAAUUAGUUACUAAAUUAUUGCACUGUUAAAAAAAAAGUAGUGUUAAUAUUGUAGCAACGUAUGAUUGUUUCAAUCAUACCUUAUAUUUUAUAAUAACUUAUUACGAUGUUUGGAUUAGUUCUGAACCAUGAGGGCUAAAGAGCCUGAAUCUAAAGCGUUGCACAGCAAAAAUGUUUGCAAAAUGUCUCCACAUAUUUCCUGCGCUAAAAUAGCUCUGUGAUUUAUCCACUGGCAUUAGAGCUGGAGAGACGGCUUGAAAAAUAGGAGCGCAGAGCAGCAGAAAUGAGCUGAGGCGAGUCUGCUGUGCUCCUGCCGCGGAGAAGGGAGAGCUGUGGGUUUGUCUCGGGGGGUGACUGCGGCGGGACGCAGCCCGCAGAGGUAUCGCUGUCUCUCUCUCAGCACCAAAGAACAAAAGCCCCAUUGUGCUCGGAAAGGGCCUGAUCCAGCCCAGACUGAAGGCAGUGGGAGUUUUUCCAUCGGCUUCAGUGAACUUUGGAUCAGACCAUAUAAAGCUUUUUGGUAGAUUUAAUCCAAAAGGGGCUGUUUUAAGUUUGAAAGAAGCCAAAUUAAGUUUGGCACUUUGCCUGGAAUCACUUGAAUCCUGAAACUUUCCAAAUGAGACUGACAUGCGCGAGUUGUCACAUUUUCCAUUGCUUUCUCCUUCGUCCUUUUACUUGUGGUAUAAGUGUAUUUGUAUCUGUAAAAAAACCUGAUGUAUAUAAUUCCUAACAUUGAGUUGUAUAUAAUUGUCUCAUGUAUUUAAAGUUUAUUGUUUCUACUGGCACUAAUUUUUAUUUAAAUAAAGAAACACGU
This is a messenger RNA of Calidris pugnax (ruff), 7442 nucleotides long. It is a transcript of the gene KCNE4, whose product is annotated as potassium channel, voltage gated subfamily E regulatory beta subunit 4. Gene Ontology annotation, molecular function: voltage-gated potassium channel activity involved in ventricular cardiac muscle cell action potential repolarization; potassium channel regulator activity; delayed rectifier potassium channel activity. Lineage: Eukaryota; Metazoa; Chordata; Aves; Charadriiformes; Scolopacidae. Gene Ontology annotation, biological process: regulation of heart rate by cardiac conduction; ventricular cardiac muscle cell action potential; negative regulation of delayed rectifier potassium channel activity. The transcript is spliced from 4 exons. The coding region runs from base 4869 to 5360 and encodes 163 amino acids. The record is from RefSeq and is a predicted model, not a curated record. Gene Ontology annotation, cellular component: membrane.